This is a messenger RNA of Cylicocyclus nassatus, 321 nucleotides long. The record is from the annotation of a GenBank genome assembly. Lineage: Eukaryota; Metazoa; Nematoda; Chromadorea; Rhabditida; Strongylidae.
AUGUUUCUAAAUUUUAGAGGCUGUGGAAGCAGGCGAAAGUAUGACCCAUCUGCACAACACCACUUUCAACGAGUUGGCACAAAUUGGACAUUGGAAAACCGGCUUGGAACAAUAAAUGGCGUGCUGGGAAGAGACGAUGCGAGAAGCCUUGAAGACAUUGGCUACUCUUAUUCAUCCGACCUAGAAGGGUCUGUUAUUUUCGGAAUGGCUACUAAUAUGACAGGGCAUGAGGAUCUGUACGCGGACGGAAUGCUCGGACUUUCAAAUGCUGCUACUGGUGCGGCUAACGAACCAUUCAUCUAUCAGCUCAGACGUAAAUAA